Messenger RNA from Canariomyces notabilis, 7332 nucleotides. RefSeq names its product FAT-domain-containing protein. Gene Ontology annotation, molecular function: protein binding; protein-containing complex binding; protein serine/threonine kinase activity. The coding region runs from base 1 to 7332 and encodes 2443 amino acids. Lineage: Eukaryota; Fungi; Ascomycota; Sordariomycetes; Sordariales; Chaetomiaceae. Gene Ontology annotation, biological process: TOR signaling; protein phosphorylation; negative regulation of macroautophagy. The record is from RefSeq and is a predicted model, not a curated record. The transcript is spliced from 7 exons. Gene Ontology annotation, cellular component: nucleus; TORC2 complex; TORC1 complex.
AUGUCCAUCACCAAAGAUCAGGCGGCCAGCGCCCUGGACCAGUAUAUUAAGGAAGUCAGGAAUCGGAACUAUCCAGAAGAUCAGCGGAAACGCGCCGCUCGCCAGGUUCGCGAUGUGGUCAAUAUUGCGAAGCAGGAAAUGGGCGCUGAGACGUUCCAACGCUUCUUCGAUAUGGUUAAUCAGAGAACCAUGGCCCUCAUCCAAAGCACCGACACCUACGACAAGAUGGGAGGAGUCUACAUCCUCGAUGCUCUCGUAGACUUUGACGGCAUCGAACCUGCGCUGAAAUACAGCCGCUUCCAACAAUACAUUGGCAUCAUUUUGCGUGGAAAGGAUCUGAACCCGAUGCAACCUGCCGCCGUGGUCCUCGGGAAGCUAUGCAAGCCCGGCGGCUCCCUGAUCUCGGAGUUAGUCGACGCCGAGGUGCAGACGGCCCUCGAGUGGUUGCAGUCGGAUCGAGUUGAGGAGCGACGAUACAGUGCCGUUCUGGUCCUACGAGAGUUGGCGAGAAAUUGCCCGACACUCAUGUACCCAUAUGUGGGAUUCGUCUUCGACCAGAUAUGGAUCGGGCUGCGGGACCCUCGCCACUUGAUCAGAGCGACCUCAAGCGAAACCGUCAGUGCUUGCUUCAAGAUCAUUCGCGAGCGCGACCAGGAGAUGAAGCAGGAGUGGAUGGAUAAGAUGUUCGCGGAAGCUGUCAAGGGCCUCAAGACCAAUACAGUCGAAUACAUCCACGCCUCGCUCCUUGUUCUCAAGGAGCUCCUCGAGCAAGGAGGCAUGUACAUGCAAAACCACUACCAGGAAGCUUGCGAGAUUGUCUUUCGUCACAAGGACGCCCGCGACCCCGCCAUCCGCAAGACGGUAGUCCUCCUCAUCCCGGAUCUAGCCAACUACAACCCAACCGAGUUCGGCGCGAGCUACCUGCACAAAUUUAUGGUCUAUCUGUGCGGCAUGCUCAAGAAGGACAAGGAGCGGAAUGACGCUUUCCUGGCCAUUGGCAACAUUGCCAAUUCGGUCAAGAGCUCCAUCGCGCCCUACCUUGACGGCGUCCUAAUCUAUGUCCGGGAAGGGCUCAGCGUCCAGUCCCGCAAGCGAGGCUCCGUUGAUCCCGUCUUUGACUGCAUCAGCCGGCUGGCAGUAGCUGUGGGUCAGACUCUAAGCAAGUACAUGGAGGCGCUCCUAGAUCCCAUAUUCGCCUGCGAGCUCACGCCCAAGCUGACCCAGGCUCUGGUUGACAUGGCUUUUUAUAUCCCGCCCGUCAAGGGCAUCAUUCAAGAACGGUUACUUAAUAUGCUGAGCAAGGUCCUGUGCGGCGAGCCAUUCCGACCCCUGGGUGCACCACAUCCAACCCCAAUCUCCUCAAUCCCGCCCAUUCCCAAGGACCCAAAAGAUCCAUCUGUUCACGAGAGAGGGAAGGCAGAGGUGAAGCUAGCAUUGAAUACCCUCGGCAGCUUCGAUUUCUCGGGCCACGUUCUAAACGAGUUCGUCCGUGAUGUCGCGAUCAAAUAUGUCGAAGACGAUGAUCCCGAAAUCCGCGAGGCCGCUGCCCUCACAUGCUGUCAACUCUACGUCCGCGAUCCGAUCGUCAACCAGACGAGCUACCACGCCUUGCAGGUUGUCGCCGAUGUGGUUGAGAAGCUCCUGACCGUAGGUGUCUCCGAUCCUGAGCCAAAAAUCCGUCGGACAGUCCUUGCCGCCCUCGACGAGCGAUUCGAUCAGCACCUCGCAAAGGCCGAGAACAUCCGAACCUUGUUCUUUGCCCUGCACGAUGAGCAGUUUGCGGUGAGGGAGGUAGCCGUGUCCAUCAUCGGACGCCUGGCUCGCCACAACCCUGCAUAUGUCAUACCCCAACUACGCAAGACCAUCAUCCAGAUGUUGACCGAGCUAGAGUAUACCGACGUGGCAAGGAGCAAAGAGGAGAGCGCAAAGCUACUCAGCCUUCUUACCCAACACGCUCAGGAUCUCGUCAAACCCUACGUCAGCUCCAUCACCGAAGUCCUCCUGCCAAAGGCUUCCGAUCCGACUCCCUCCGUUGCCGCAACCAUCCUGCAGGCGAUUGGCGAGCUGUGCACUGUUGGCGGAGCAGAAAUGCUCGCCUACAAGGAUACGCUCAUGCCCGUCAUCAUUGAUGCGUUGCAGGAUCAAAGUGCACCGAUCAAACGCGAGGCUGCUCUUCAUACCCUCGGCCAGCUCGCGAGCAACGCCGGCUACGUCAUCAAACCCUAUCUCGAAUACCCACAACUGCUCGAGAUCCUCCAAUCUAUCAUCAGGGGUGAGCCGCAGCAUGGCCCUCUCCGACAGGAGACCAUCAAACUCAUGGGUAUCCUGGGAGCACUCGAUCCUUACAAGUACCAGCAGGUCGAAGAGCGAACGCCGCAGACCCAACGUCGCCCCGAAACCGCACAGCAAACCGAUGUGUCCCUCAUGAUGAGCGGUCUAACUCCGUCGCAGGAAGAUUACUAUCCGACCGUUGUGAUCAACGCCUUACUCCAGAUCUUGAAAGACCAGUCCCUCGUUCAAUGGCAUGGUAAUGUGGUCGAUGCCAUCAUGAGCAUCUUUAUCACGUUGGGACUCAAGUGUGUCCAAUUCCUCGACCGGGUAGUUCCCGCCUUCAUCGCCGUCAUCCGGGCCUCAAGUCCGGCUAGGCUCGAUUUCUAUUUCAACCAUCUUAGUAGGCUUGUCAGCAUCGUGCGUCAGCAUAUUCGUGUGUACCUCCCGGACAUUAUCGCUGUUCUGCAGGAGUUCUGGAACACGACGCCUUCCUUGCAGACAACUAUCAUAUCCCUCAUUGAGUCCAUCGCUCGCUCGCUAGAAGGCGAAUUCAAGAUCUACUUGGCAGGUUUGCUUCCGCUCAUGCUUGGGUUGCUGGAAAAGGACAACAGUACAAAGCGGCAGCCCACUGAGAGGAUUUUUCAUGCUUUCCUGGUCUUUGGGUCCAGCGCCGAAGAAUAUAUGCACCUUAUCGUCCCGAUACUUGUACGUUUGUUCGACAACCCCGCGCAGCCCAUGUUCCUGCGGAAGUCGGCCAUCGAGACUAUCGGCAAGCUUUCCAGCAUGGUGAAUCUUAAUGACUACGCCUCCAAGAUCAUCCAUCCCCUGACUCGGGUCCUCGCCAGUCAAGAGCCCAGUCUCAGAGUGGCCGCAUUAGACACCCUGUGCGCGCUGAUGCUUCAGUUGGGAAGGGAUUAUCUGCACUUUGAGCACACGGUGGAGAAGGCCAUCCAGAUGUACUCUAUCCAGCAUUCCAAUUACGACAAGGCGGUUGAGAAGCUCAAGAAGGGCGAGGCGCUCCCUCCAAAUCUGGCUCCCCGGUUUGAGGACAGUCCCGCAGAACCGUACACAGCCGAGAAUAACCCUCCUAAGAAGCUUGACUUGAAUCCCAUGCACCUGAAGCAGGCAUGGGAGACGAGGGGCAAGUCAACCAAGGAUGACUGGCAUGAAUGGUUCCGCAAGUUCAGCACGACCCUACUUUCAGAGUCGCCGAAUCACUCAUUGCGGGCCUGUGCGAGCCUGGCGAGCAAUUACCAACCUCUGGCAAGGGAGCUCUUCAACUCUGCAUUCGUCUCUUGCUGGGGUGAGCUCUACGACGGACACCAGGAGGAACUGAUCACAAACAUUGAAAACACAAUUAAAUCGGAGAAUGUACCCCCUGACCUCCUGGGUCAGCUUCUUAAUCUCGCUGAGUUCAUGGAGCAUGACGACAAGGCGCUUCCCAUCGACAUCCGAGUUUUGGGACGCGAGGCUGCGCGAUGCCACGCGUAUGCCAAGGCUCUUCAUUACAAGGAGCUCGAGUUCUUGCAAGACCACAACAGCCACGCUGUUGAGGCCCUCAUCGUGAUCAACAAUCAGCUGCAGCAAUCGGAUGCCGCCAUCGGGAUUUUGCGCAAGGUCAAGGCCUACAAGGACGGGAUUCAGCUGCGCGAGAGCUGGUUUGAGAAACUCGAACGGUGGGACGAAGCACUUAACUUCUACUGUCAGCGAGAACGGGAAAUCCCGGAGGAUCAACCCAUUCCCGUCGACAUUGUCAUGGGCAAGAUGCGCUGCUACCAUGCCCUGGGCGAGUGGGAUUCACUUGCCUCGCUGGCUGGCAGGACCUGGGCGAACUCAGGGCCGGAGAUCCAGCGAAGGAUUGCCCCCUUGGCGACCACAGCCGCAUGGGGCUUAGGGAAAUGGGACUCGAUGGAUAUUUACCUGCAGUCUAUGAAGAGGUUCUCACCAGACCGCGCUUUCUUCGGCGCCAUCCUCGCCCUGCAUAGAAACCAAUUCCGAGAGGCAUUGGCCUGCAUCGAACAGGCUCGGGAAGGCCUCGACACAGAACUCAGCGCACUGGUCAGCGAAUCUUACAACCGCGCGUACCAAGUCGUCGUGCGUGUCCAGAUGCUGGCCGAGUUGGAGGAGCUCAUUGUCUACAAGCAGUGUGGCCCGGAGAAGCGAGCCACCCUGCGCGCAACCUGGGAGACUCGGUUGAAAGGGUGUCAACGCAACGUUGAGGUUUGGCAGCGGAUGCUCCGGCUGAGGUCCCUCGUCCUCACUCCGCCUGAAAAUAUGCACAUGUGGACCAAAUUUGCCAAUUUGUGCCGGAAAUCCGGGCGUAUGGGCCUCGCUGAGAAGUCGCUGAAGCAACUCAUAGAGACUGAUGCGCCGUUGGAAUCAGUCAUACCCUACUGGUACGACCGGCAAACCAGUCCGGCUCCCGAGAGAAUUGCCUCUCCAGUACUGUAUGCGGUGCUUAAGUUUCAGUGGGAGAUUGGCCAGCAGCCGGGUGUCCGGGGUUCGGACCGUGGCAUAGCUGAGAGAACCCUCUACUGCCUCCGCAGGUUCACCGAAGACACAGCGCAUCGCGUGGAGAGCGCAAGGCUGCAGUUGAACGCAUCUGCUCAGGCGGCCAAUGGCAUUUUGGAUGGACACGGUCACGGACUGAGUCAACCCAGGUACGCUGAGUUCGACGAGGCAGCAAUAUUGAAUCCAGACGCGCAGCGGCAGUGGGUUGAGCAGACGGUGUUGCUCGCGAAGUGCUAUCUUCGUCAGGGCGAUUGGAUGAUCACUCUGAACAACAGCGACUGGCAGUACACGCGGCGCGCCGACAUUCUCGACUGCUAUUCCAAGGCUACUCACUACAAUCCGAGGUGGUACAAGGCCUGGCACGCUUGGGCUCUCGCCAACUUUGAAGUUGUCCAGGCUCUCGCAUCCCGGAAGGAUGCGGAGGGCCGGACCGAGCACAGCAUCGUCCUCCAGCACGUUGUCCCCGCGGUGCAGGGAUUCUUCGAGUCUAUCGCUCUCUCAUCCGGCAGUUCCCUGCAGGACACUCUUCGGCUCCUUACCCUUUGGCUGACGUACGGGGGCUAUCAGGAAGUUAACAACGCCGUAACUGAAGGCUUCGCCCGCGUCAGUGUCGACACGUGGCUCGAAGUCAUACCCCAGCUCAUUGCCCGCAUCAACCAACCAAACAGGCGGGUACAGGCAUCAAUUCAUGCCCUUCUGUCUGACGUUGGCCGUGCACAUCCGCAGGCGCUUGUGUAUCCCUUGACAGUGGCCAUGAAGUCUCGCCAGAGCACACGGCGAUCCAAGACAGCACAGAACAUUAUGGAAAGCAUGCGUCAGCAUAGCCCCAAGCUUGUCGAGCAGGCCGAGAUCGUGAGCCGCGAGCUUAUCAGGGUCGCCGUUUUAUGGCACGAACUCUGGCACGAAGGGCUGGAGGAGGCUUCGCGCCUCUACUUUGGCGAUCAGAACAUCCAAGGGAUGUUUGACGUCCUUGAACCUCUUCAUGAACUGCUCGAGAAAGGACCGCAAACGCUAAGGGAGGUUUCGUUUGCGCAAACGUUUGGGAGAGACUUGGGCGAAGCGCGCGAGUGGUGUAGGCAAUAUCGCAUCUCGCAUGACGUGAACGACAUUAGCCAGGCUUGGGACCUCUAUUAUCAAGUCUUCCGCCGAAUUACCCGACAGCUGCCCCAAAUGACAAGCCUCGAGCUGACUUACUGCUCGCCCGACCUGCUGCAGGCCCGUGACCUCGACCUUGCAGUACCCGGCACCUACCGCAGCGGCCAGGAGAUUGUUAGGAUCAUGUCGUUUGACGGCACGUUCAAUGUUAUCAAUUCCAAGCAGCGUCCGAGGAGGCUUGACAUUAUUGGCAGCGACGGUAAAACCUACACUUUCCUGCUCAAGGGUCAUGAGGACAUUCGGCAGGAUGAACGUGUCAUGCAGCUUUUUGGCCUGUGCAACACGCUGCUCGCCAACGACUCGGAGUGCUACAAGCGCCACCUCAACAUCCAGCGCUUCCCAGUGAUCCCAUUGUCUCAAAACUCUGGCCUCAUCGGAUGGGUACCCAACAGCGACACGGUUCACCAGCUUAUUAAGGAUUACAGGGAAUCGAGGAAAAUUCUCCUCAACAUUGAGCAUCGGAUCAUGCUUCAGAUGGCUCCCGACUAUGACCAUCUCACGCUCAUGCAGAAAGUCGAGGUAUUUGGCUAUGCACUCGACAAUACCACGGGCCAAGACCUCUACCGGGUCCUGUGGCUGAAGAGCAAGAGUUCGGAAGCCUGGCUCGACAGGAGAACGAACUACACGCGCUCGCUGGGUGUCAUGUCAAUGGUCGGAUACAUUCUGGGUCUUGGAGAUCGGCACCCUAGUAACCUGAUGCUGGAUCGGAUCACAGGCAAGAUCAUCCACAUUGACUUUGGCGACUGCUUUGAAGUGGCCAUGAAGCGCGAGAAGUACCCGGAGCGGGUGCCGUUCAGACUGACGCGGAUGCUCACGUAUGCCAUGGAAGUCAGCAACAUUGAAGGCAGCUUCCGCACGACGUGCGAGCAUGUGAUGAGGGUCUUGCGAGACAACAAGGAGAGUGUGAUGGCUGUGCUGGAGGCUUUCAUCCACGAUCCACUUUUGACAUGGCGGCUCACCAACCCGGCCAGCCCUCCGGGGCCCAAUUUUGACUCGGAGCGCGAGCAAGCCAUCGUGGGGCCGCAGGCAGCACGGGCUCGCCGGCCGUCGAUACUAGACGCUCCCGUGGCGCCAACCGAGUUUCUAGCGGCCCAGGGCGGCGCUGUGGAUGGCAUUAUGGGGGUGCCACCUGGAGCGCGCAAUCGUGCGCGCACCAAUUCCUCGGCCGUGCCCCCGGGCAGUAUGGUCAAUGGCAACGGGCCGCAUGAAAUGGCCGAGGUGCAGAACGCGCGGGCGGUGGAAGUGCUGGAUCGGGUUGCGCAGAAACUCACAGGCCGCGACUUCAAGCCCAACGAGGAGCUCACGGUCACGGACCAAGUUAAUAAGUUGAUCAUCGAGGCGACCAAACUCGAGAACCUCUGCCAGCAUUACAUAGGAUGGUGCAGCUUUUGGUGA